Molecule: messenger RNA, 2460 nt
Organism: Penicillium verhagenii
Lineage: Eukaryota; Fungi; Ascomycota; Eurotiomycetes; Eurotiales; Aspergillaceae
Product: beta-glucosidase
Exons: 2
Coding region: 1-2460 (819 amino acids)
Biological process (GO): glucan catabolic process
Molecular function (GO): beta-glucosidase activity
Source: RefSeq, a predicted model, not a curated record
AUGAUAUCUCCACAGACCCUUCUUGGGUCUUGGCUUCUGCUAUCAAUACCAGCUUUAGGAUCUGAGUCCUGCCAGGCUUCUCCUAUUAACCACCCCGGCACCGCAUUCAGCUAUGUUCAGCCAUUGAACACCACUAUUCUGGGCGUCGAUGGCCACUCUGCCCCUGUCUUCCCUUCGCCAAAGAUCAAUGGCACCGGUGGCUGGGAAGCAGCUUUGCACAAGGCGCGAAACUUCGUCAAGAAACUCACCAGCGAAGAAAAGGCAUGGAUGGCAACCGGCCAACCUGGUCCCUGCGUUGGCAACGUCCUUCCCAUUCCCCGCCUGAACUUCAGUGGUCUCUGCCUACAGAACGGACCUCAGUGCGUCGAAGAAGGCAGUUACUCCAGUGUCUUCGUGAGUGGUGUCUCCGCAGCUGCAAGCUGGGAUCGGAAGCUACUAUAUGAGAGAGGUAACGCUCUAGCGGAAGAGCACAAGGGCAAGGGUUCCCACGUCAUUCUGGGUCCCAUCGGUGGACCAUUGGGCCGCAGUCCCUACAAUGGUCGUACUUGGGAGGGCUUUGCCGCAGACCCUUACCUCACCGGUGUUUGCAUGGAAGAGACCAUCAAUGGCAUGCAAGAUGCCGGUGUCCAAGCCAACGCAAAGCACUUCAUUGCCUAUGAGCAGGAGACUCAACGAAACCCAACAUACGCCCCCGACGCCAAUGCCACGACCUACAUCCAGGACUCGGUUUCUUCGAACCUUGAUGAUAGAACUAUGCAUGAGAUCUACAUGUGGCCGUUCGCCAAUGCCGUGCGUGCUCGUGUUGCUAGCGCCAUGUGCUCUUACAAUCGUGUUAACGGCUCUCAUUCUUGCCAAAACUCUUAUGUUCUCAACCAUCUCUUGAAGACCGAGCUUGGGUUCCAGGGUUAUGUCAUGUCUGACUGGGGUGCUACGCACAGCGGAGUCGCGUCUAUUGAAAGUGGUAUGGAUAUGACUAUGCCCGGUGGUUUCACUCUCUACGGUGAGAUGUGGACUGAGGGAUCAUACUUUGGAAAGAACCUCACCGAGGCGCUGACCAACGGCACUGUUUCUAUGGAUCGCAUGGAUGACAUGAUCGUCCGCAUCAUGACACCCUACUUCUGGCUUAACCAAGACCGAAACUAUCCAAGUGUGGACGCCUCCGUCGGUCCGCUGAACGUGGAUUCUGCCCCAGACACCUGGCUUUAUGACUGGAAAUUCACGGGACAAAGCAACCGUGACGUGCGCGGCAACCACAGUGCCCUGAUCCGUGCUCACGGCGCUGCCUCGACCGUUCUCCUGAAAAACGAGAAGAACGCAUUACCCCUACGCAAGCCUCGCAACCUCAUUGUGGCAGGCAAUGACGCCGGCCCCCUGACCCAAGGCCAAGACACCCUCGGAGACUUCGAAUUCGGAGUCCUCGCCAACUCAGGAAGCUCCGGCGCCUGCCGCUUCAGCUACCUCUCCAACCCACUCGAAGCCAUUUCAGCCCGCGCCCGCAAAGACGGUACCUUGGUCCAGUCUUACCUGAACAACACCCAGAUCGUCGACACCGGCCUCUCAUCCCUGGCCAUCCCCCAGCACCCCGAUGCCUGCCUCGUCUUCCUAAAGUCAUACUCCGCAGAGGGCGAAGACCGCAGCUAUCUAGAGCUGGACUGGAACGCAAACGCAGUCGUCGAGGCCGUCGCCAAGUUCUGCAACAACACCAUCGUCAUCACCAACUCGGGCGGCAUCAACACGAUGCCAUUCGCCGACAACGAGAACGUCACCGCCAUUCUCGCCCAGCACUACGCCGGCGAGGAGACCGGAAACGCAAUCGCAGACGUCCUCUACGGCGACGUGAACCCCUCCGCCAAACUGCCCUACGUAAUCGCCUACAACGAGUCCGACUACAACGCCCCCCUGACCACGGGAGUCAAGACUAACGGCACAUACGACUGGCAGAGCUGGUUCAACGAGGAACUCGAGGUGGGCUACCGCUUCUUUGACGCGCACGAUAUCCCCGUGCGCUACGAGUUCGGCUUCGGCCUCAGCUACACCACGUUCGAGCUGCAAAAUCUCAAGGCCAAGAGCAAGGCGAUGCGCAAUCUCACUGCCCUCCCUGAGCAGCGCCCUGUCCAGCCCGGCGGAAACCCGGCUCUCUGGGAUACUGUGUACACGCUUCAAGCUGAGGUUUCCAACACCGGUGAUGUGGGCGGAUAUACCGUGCCGCAGCUGUAUGUUGAGUAUCCCUCCUCGACGCCGGCUGGGACUCCACCGAGCCAGCUGCGUGGAUUUGAUAAGGUUUGGCUGAGGGCUGGUCAGAAGAAGACUGUGACUUUUGAGUUGAUGCGUAGAGAUCUUAGUUAUUGGGACGUUGUGGCACAGGACUGGCGCAUUCCUGCUGGAAAAUUCACUUUCAAAGCUGGAUUUAGUAGUCGUGAUUUCCGUUCGAAUGUGAACGCGACUCUUAUUUCUGCAUAG